Messenger RNA from Dermacentor albipictus, 5774 nucleotides. Its product is annotated as neprilysin-1-like. Gene Ontology annotation, biological process: protein processing. Lineage: Eukaryota; Metazoa; Arthropoda; Arachnida; Ixodida; Ixodidae. Gene Ontology annotation, cellular component: plasma membrane. The record is from RefSeq and is a predicted model, not a curated record. Gene Ontology annotation, molecular function: metalloendopeptidase activity.
UACUGCGGCUGUGUCCCCGAUACAGCCAUACCCAAUAAUUUUCUGCUUCCGCUGACCGCCCGAUUCUUGACAUAUAAUUCGUUGUGGGUUUGUACGAUUCUGAAUUCGCGAUGUUGCAUCCGCACAGCCGUUUGUAGCUCCCUGUAAUGUGCUUAGUUAAAACGAGCAUUAAAACUGCGCAGCGCAGCUCAAGUGUUGAAAGAAAACCUGGCACAUUUGACGCGUGAGGCGCGCUGGUGCUUGAGCGCGUGUGCUAGCGCUGCAUGGAGCUUCUUCGUUGUCCUCUUUGAAGGAGGCACAUCAAAGGCAACAACUGCAACAAAGAAGAAGAACAAGGUGCUGUGUUCUUGGCGGGCUAUGAGACGAAGGUGCGACAGCUUUUCUUCCUAGGAAGCAGUGUCGCGUCAGUCAAGAAGGGUUUGAAGCUGUCGGCAGAGAAAUCGUCGCAGGAUUUCUUGCCAACAAAGUAACGGAAGGAGCGAAAAUCGUUCAAGGAGCAGUUUUUACAAGAGACGGAGCGCUGUCCCUGUUCCUGUGAAAGAAGCGUCUUAUGAGGAGACAGGCCGCGGAUGAGAAGAAUACUACAAGCGUCAAGGCAACUGACUCCCAAUCUGCAAAGGCACGAUGCAGGCCACUGCGGCUUUGGGCAAAAAGGGUGAGAACGUUAGCCCCGACAUGGCUGCCGGCCAGCAACCGGAAGCUUGCCGCUUUCCGGAAGCUCCGCAAUCCGAACAAGCGCCUGCUUCACAAGGUGUCGGCUAUGCACAGGACCCCGGUUACCCGCGACCUGUCGAAUAUCCAGAACCACCCAAAUAUCCAGAAAUGUAUGCCUAUCCGCAGGCUGCGAGCUAUGCUGAGUUGCACCCGCAGGUGCAAGCCUACCCGCAAGCUCAAAACUAUUCAGCGGCUUCCGACUUUCAACCGGCACCUGCUCAUCCGCAGACUUCUGGCCAAGCAUACGUCCAGGGCUUGCCGCCAGCCAUGGACUCAUCCAGCAACAUGUACUACAGUGCCGCUAGGAACGACAUCCUUGCACAAGCACCAUGGGGCGCAGCUUUCUACUACACCGAGCCACUGGCAAACGUCGGCGCUCCUUGGCAGGCUGAACCAACGCACUGGAUACAGGGCAAUCGAAAGCAGAGUUUCAUGUGGCUCGAAGGCGCGCCCGCUCGCUGCGGGGUCCAAGGGUGUUGUCGAAACUGCUGCGGUGAAUGCUGCGCACGGGCGGACGCCGGCCGUUGGGAUCGGCGAACGCGGGAGCGAGCGUCCAUGCUACGCAGGCCUUGUUUCAGCAGAUCAUGGCCUACUGUGCACACCACCCCUUGUGUAACAGCGUCGUGUUCUGCGCUGUGCCUGCCACGACACCGGUGGUCCAGUGGUGGAAGCAUGAUCACCAGAAGCCUUUCCUGGCCGCUGCUCCGAGGUUCGUACGGGCAGCUCGAGACAGAUUUUGCAGCUGAUCCUUUUUCUUGGGACACUCACGAAUCUCUGUCGACUUGCCAUUACGCGCCAUCAAGGCAUUUCGUGGAGCCUACAUUUGAAUCUUUCGUGACUCAAGUCACGGAAGAAUGCACGGCGCCCGUCUGCCGGCGUGUCGUCUCGGUGCCUUCCGCGUUAAAUGCCCCCUACUCAUCUCCCGCGGGGAGCUGGGCCAGCUACAGCCUGCCGACUUGCUACGAGCCUCCGCCUCCGCCGCCGCCCCCGCCUCCAAGCAAUACGAACGUGCGGAGCACUGUGUCCUUCAGCAGCAUGCAGGACAAGCAGCCGCCACUGCAGCCGUCGUCGUCCUCGCUUGACAUGCUGUGUCGGAUGUCGUCGUACCAGGAGGACAAGAGCCGAGGCAGACCACAGAAACCGGUUACAGCAACAACCACAAGAACUGUGGCAACGGAAGUCGAGUUCCGCUUUGCGCAACCAGGGACAGACAGGCGGAGCGUGGGCGUGAUGACGAGCUACGUGCCGCGCGAGGUCGGCAGGAGAACUGGGGGCACCCACUACGAGACAGCGCCUUCCGACGAAGCCAUCAUCGCCGACCAUGAACAGAACGAACUAAGCGGGCCUGAAUCAGCCCUCGAGUUGAAGGGCGGGGCGCCGCUCGGCGACCAGUCAUCCUCGGAGCACGGCUGGUACCAGCCCCUUCAUAUUGUGUCCAAGGACUCGUACGGCACAGAGGACUCCACACUGAAGUUUUUCGACUUCGCGUGGGGCGCCCCUCGGCGCGGACCAGCGCGGAGCACCGGCGCAGCCCGUACGAUACGUGCUACCGCCGACGAGGAUGAUAGUCUCGAAGUGAACCCUUUCUCGUGGUCUUCGAAAGAACUGCUCAUAAAGCACGAGCCGACCACAACCCAACAGUUCAAGCCGGCCCUUGAGAUCGGGAUGGAAGAAGAGUCGACCAGUGACGCGUCGACGCCAGAGUCUCCAAAAGAGGCCGAGUCGGACGGAGUUGCGUCGUCCUCCAAGCCGGGCAGCCAGGCCGCGUCGAGCGCCAACCGGCUUCGCUCGGCGGCGCCAGACGACGAACUGGCUCGCAAGGAGAGUGAGCUUGCCGACGAAGACGAAUUUGGGAGUGCCAACUCCGGUGCUGAGGAGGAAGAGGAAACAGAGGAGGUAAAGCACGAGGACAAGGAAGAGGAAAAAGAGGCGGAGGAGCAGGAAGGCGGAGGAGUCUACGGUUACGUGGAGGUCCCCAAAUCUUCAGGAAAAAAACCUGCAGAGGAAAAUGAAAGUGUAGACAAUACCGGCAGCGAGGCUUCUGUAGAACACGCUGAGCAGGAGCGAAACCCAGAGAUGGGAGUUUCAUCACCGAAAAAUGAGCCUUCGCCAUCAAAGCUGGAACCCGCGACCAUGGCGGCUGCCGCGGCAGUUUCGUUGGCGCCCCUCGCCGAGCUCACAAAAGAGCAGGAAGAAGCAGCCGAUAAAGCGAGCGAAGAGAUGGACAAGGACUUGCGUGACCUAGAGUUGACCAGCGUGCAUCUCUAUCCUGAGAGCAGGCUGGUCAUUCUGCUGGCGAUACUCUGCCUAAUCUGGAUCAUAUUCCUGGUGCUUUCCGCAGCGGUCAAGCACGGCCGGCGUCCUCCGGCGUGCGACGAGUCCACGAUACACACUGUUGCUCCAACAACGCGAGAUCAGUGGCCUCCUGUGUGGCCUCCUAUAACGUACAGCACGCAAAAGCCAAAGCAACCACUGACCAAUUCCACCGCAACCACGCAAGAACCGUUGCGAGGGAACUUCAUAUGCUCGAGCGAUUACUGCCGAAAAGAAGGCAACUACUUGCGCGAUUUGACCACUCGGUCCACGAAGGAACCGUGCGAAAACUUUUACGAGCACGUUUGUGGUACCUGGAAGAAGUCGGCCUCCCGGAUGAUUCAAAAGUUUCCAGGGGCAGCAGUCUCCACCGACACUCUGCUGCAAGCGUCAAUGGAAGCUCAGUUGUUGGCCUACAUAAAGGACAGGACGCACGCAGAUGUCACUCCUGCCCGAGCACUGUACGAUAUGUGCAUGAACAGGGGCUCUGCGAACGCUGCGCUCUUGGACACGAAGCAGCUGCUUCACCAGUGGGGUUCGGACUGGCCACAAAAGGAGAGCGCUAACAGCUCUACCGAGGAAGUAUGGCGCUUUGCUGCCAAGCUGAUGCGGGUGCUGGGUGUGCCGUCGCUGGUGGGCAUCGAGAUCGGCCUCGACCCGUGGAACCUCGAAGAGAACAUCAUUGAGGUGGGCCCACCGAGAACAGUGUUCUUCACCAAGGACGUCUCGCAGCCGCGAGUCAUGACGCUCUUCGGUGACGCGACGCGCGCCGCUGCAAAGGCCCUGAACCCGAACGACGCAGGCGCCGCCGACGCGGCAGCCAAGGACGUCAGCAUCGCCUUAGCCAGUAUCUCGCUUCGCCGACUCGACGACCUGGGAACGUCGCCCUUGGACUUCCAGGUGGAUAGGUUAGGUUCCCUGGGGAAAGGCGUGCAGUACUUUCUGCGCACCGUCGUCGACAACGUCGCAACGCUCGAUUCUCGCACCCGGCUUCUGGUGCACCGAAGUCCGCUGUUCCGUCGAGAGCUGGACGAGACCGUGAACAGAUUGCCUCCUCGCGCCAUGCUCAACUACCUGGGCCUGCUGGCUCUCGUGGCGCUGUCCCCAUUUCUGCCUGAGCGAUUGAGUUCCCUCCGCGUGCUCCACUCGGUCCACACGCUUGGACGUGCCGAGGACGGGAGCAACGAGCUCCUGUGCCUGCGCGCGGUGAGCCAGGCGUAUCCAGCCUGCUUGGCAGCGGCGUCGCAUACGCUGUACAAGAACACGCACCGGUCGCUGUGGCUGUCCCAGCUCGAGUCCCUGUUCGUGGGACACGUGCGCAACGUCGUGUGGAUGGACAAUCUGACGUCCCUGUUCGUGCGCUAUAAGAUGCAGCACCAUCGCUUGGCGCGUUUUUUCCCCAUCUGGCCUUUGGGUGACUGCAAUGCCACGACUGGAGCAGCUUCUUCCAAGACCAUCGGCGCUUUCGUGGACGCCGUCAGUCUCCGUCAAACACAGGAGCUUCGACAGCUCCGACAGUCUCCGCUGCAGCCGAGCACUGGCUCCCCGUUGUCCGUGUGGCCUCGGUACCGGCUGUGCCUGCGGUUAUUUCAGAUCCCCGUAGGGCUGGUCAACAAUUCGGUGCCGGCCAGUGGCACCUUCUUCGCGCUGCACCUGUCGCGCGUGGCGGUGCGGUUGUAUGCAGCGCUGGCGCAGCUGCUCUACGAAGGCACCGUGUACGAACGCGAGAUCCCGCUUUAUUUCACGGAGGAGGCGGAGCGCACGCUCGAGGACCUGUUCGACUGUUUGUUGGGCAACGCGCGGCAGGCAUUCCCGCAUGGCCUCCGUGCAGAACGGGUGCGCAACGCUCUGCUGGAACAGGUGUUGGCCCUACAGCUGGGCUUUCUGGCCUUCCGCCGCCUGCUGGCCGUGCGGCGCAUCUGGGCCUUAGACUUCCGCCUGUCGACGCUGCCGGAGGUCUCCUCGGACCAGCUGUUCUUCCUCUACUACGCGCUGGAUCACUGCGAGCUCAGCGACGCCGUGUUCGAGUCGCGCCAAUUCGAGGCCUACCGCCGCCUGCCCUCCGCGGUGCGCGUCAACAUGGCGGUGCGUCAGUCGACGCGGUUCGCACAGGCUUUCCGCUGCCCGCCAAGUUCGCCCAUGGUGGCGGGAGAGCCGUGUCAAGUUCUGCGAUAAGAGGAUGCCAAGCGAUAGACCAGUUGGGCUGCGGGCGAUACUGAUGUGCUUGCUAUAGCGGCAUAUAUAAUCCAAACGAGAAAGACGGUGGCGUUUGUGCAUUGACGUGUAGCUGUGGUUGCCAGAAUUAAUGUAACAAAAAUAUACUUGAAAAUGCUAAGGCUGUGAUUUCCGGACUCUCACCGCCAUGUUGUUGACAUUUGUGGUUUGAAAUGAACGUUUUCAAUUUCAAAGUGAAGUGGAGAAGUGAACUGCAACCUAGAGCUUCGCUUUUGUUAGUGCAACUCGUGGUCUUCGCACGCCGCACAAUGCAUCUCGACGCAAAUGUUUCCCGUGUACCCUUGCUGCGCAACAUGGCGAAGAGUAGCGAAGCUGAGAAGAUUUAAUUUUGAAUUAUAGCUUUGGGCCGAAAGGAUUGUAUGACAUAAUACGCUAUGGCAAUAUAUCCACGUGGUGGCACAAUAGCUGCCGUUUUGUCUCAUUUUUCCGAACAUGUUUAUCAGCCUGGACGAGAUGAUUAAACCGUCUUCGUCGCACGCUGAAUAAUAAAAUCUGACGACUGUUCGCUGUAA